AUGGUCGCUGUUACCGAGCCCGCCGCUCCAGCCCCCUCACCACCAGCAGUCGGCACCUGCAUCGACAAUGGCACCCUCGAACUCGUAGAAAUACUCGGCUACGGAGGUUAUGGUGUCGUCUAUCGCGCAGUCGAUAUUUUCUCGCCAGACAUCUCAUACGCGGUCAAGUGUCUGCCUCAUUCCCGGAAGCGCAACGCUGAGCGUCAGCGCCAGCUGCACUUGCGCGAGAUCAUGCUGCAUCAGCUCUCGUCCGCCCAUCCAAAUGUUGUCACGCUCCACCGCGUCAUCGAAGACUUCAAUUACACUUAUCUUGUCAUGGACUACUGCCCUGACGGCGACCUCUUCACCCAGAUUUUGCACAACCGCCGAUAUCUGGGCAGCAAUAAACUUAUCAAGGAAGUCUUCCUCCAGCUGCUUGAUGCGGUUGAAUAUUGCCAUAGCUUGAAUAUUUAUCAUCGCGACUUGAAGCCAGAAAAUGUCUUGUGUUUCGAUGGCGGGAAGCGUCUUGCCAUCACUGAUUUCGGACUCGCCACGACAGAGAAGAUGAGCACCGAGUUCCGCACGGGCAGUGUGUACCAUAUGAGUCCGGAAUGUCAGGGUGGAUAUUUUGCUCCGACGAAGUCAUACUCACCGCUCUUUAACGACAUCUGGUCGCUCGGUAUCAUCCUCCUGAACCUGAUCACGGGGCGGAAUCCCUGGAAGUCCGCGUCCGUGGAGGACUGCACGUUUCAGGCAUACCUCCAGGACCCGAUGCACUUCCUCCCCACCGUGCUCCCCAUCUCUGAGGAGGUGAACCUCCUGCUCUCUCGGACGCUCGAAGUCGAUUGGCGACGCCGGAUCACGCUGCGGGAGAUGCGUCUGUCGAUCAUGGUUAUCGAUAACUUUUAUUCGCCCGACGUCCUGUUCGAGGAUAGCAUGGCGCGCUGUCCGUGGGAGGCGGGCAUCCAGGUCGAUACGGACAGCGAGUCAUCGGAGGAGGAGGAGGAGCCGGAGCCGGAGCCGGAACCGAAGGAGCUGCCAGAGGCACAGGACGAGGGUAUCGCGUCGACGUGGAGCAAUGAUUCGGAGUCAGACAUGGUGUUCGCGACACAGUCAGUGACGGACAAGUCGUCUUGGGCGUAUUCGGAGUCAUAUGCGAAGCGCGACUCGUACGCGCGGUCCAUGUCACCCUCGCCAGAUUCCCCGCUCUUCACGACGACGAAGUUGUUCGAGAUGAUGAACACCCCCAGCGCUGUGUCUGCGUAUUCGAUCCUGUCGUCUUCGCCGUCAAUACCGUCGCUCCCUGUUACCCCUGAAGGCGGCGAGAGUCUGCAGCCGGCAGAUUCGCGACGACCGAAGGCCCUCACGCUUAACACGGCCGAUUGUCACCCCAGCUACUACGACAGCAGCGCCAUGAUGCUGUCCGCACGGUCAUCGACCAUGCACACAGCCUUGGACUCAGCCUCGCAGUUUGACUCAUAUGGGUACUGUUCGAUCUUUGCCGAAACUAUGCCCACAAAGGCCUCGCUGCUCCUCGACUCCACACAGGACAUUGGCAUGAUCACAACGCCCAUUACAGCCGAGGAACACAUGGACACGAAGUCGAUGUGCUCAUACCCGACGAUUGACGCAGACCAGUCCAUGGACAGCGCACGUCCCGAAUCCCCCAUCCUCGGCUUGUCAACAGGCGUGAACACAGCGGUGAAGCCAGAGGCAGAUUGGGAGCAGGCACCUCUGUCUGCGUAUUCCUUUCUGACGUUCUCCAGCACCCCUGCAACCUCCCCAAGAACCGAGCAGCCCUGGCCGGCAUUCUCGUUCCUUUCCUCCCUCGUGCCACACUCUGAGCACACACCAAAGGGCUCUUUCCGCACAGACACCCCCCCAUUGCCGUCGCGCCCACCUCUGUCGCCGCAUGCGCACGACAGGAAAUCGCGCGCGUCCACAUUUAUGCGACCGAUCAAGCUCGCAUUCACCCGGCGGGCAUCCUCGCACGACACACACUCCACGAAGGGCCGCCUGAGCCGCACGAUGCAGACCGAGUCUGUGCCGACACUCGUCGGGCCCAACUGGGUCUUCACCGCGUCCACGUCCAGGUCUCCGUCGCCGCAGCCCCACCGAUGCCUGCCAUCCUCGGAGAAGGACGCGCCACGUAAGAAGUUCGCGGACAGCGAGGGCCUGCGCCGGCGGCGGAGGCGGCUACGGUCUCCGCGAGCGUGGUUCUCGUCGGGCAAGCUCUUCGCCUCCGUGCUCCAAUCAUAG
This is a messenger RNA of Sparassis crispa, 2238 nucleotides long. RefSeq lists its product with no specific name. The record is from RefSeq and is a predicted model, not a curated record. Gene Ontology annotation, molecular function: ATP binding; protein serine/threonine kinase activity. Gene Ontology annotation, biological process: peptidyl-serine phosphorylation; autophagy. NCBI's taxonomy places the organism in Eukaryota, Fungi, Basidiomycota, Agaricomycetes, Polyporales, Sparassidaceae. Gene Ontology annotation, cellular component: cytoplasm. Bases 1 to 2238 code for a protein of 745 amino acids. The transcript is spliced from 2 exons.